UACCCGCGACCAAAAUUCCGACCGAUCCCCGCCGUCCAUCGCGGCCGCCGACGGCUCCCCUCCCUUCCACCGCCUCCUUCCCCCAAACCACCCGAAUAGUUUAAUCCACGCGCAAAAACCGAAAAAGAAUUAUAAACCGAAGAACAGACAGCAGCAGAAGCAGCGCCAGACAGGGAGGAGGGGGAGAUGGCGGCGUGCCGGGGGUUCUUCGAGUGCCUGCUAAAGCUGCUCAACUUUUUCCUCGCCGUCGCUGGCCUCGCCAUGGUCGGAUACGGGAUCUACCUGCUCGUCGAGUGGAUGAAGAUAUCCGGCGCGGGCGGGGAGUCGCCGGCGCCGACGGAGGUGCUCAUCUUCGCCCGCCCGUUGAUGGGGGCCGUCGCCCUCGGUGACGGGUUCCUCGACAACCUACCCAAAGCAUGGUUUAUUUAUCUGUUCAUUGGUAUGGGUGCUAUCGUCUUCCUUGUGUCUCUGUUUGGCUGCAUCGGAGCAGGGGCAAGAAACACCUGCUGCUUGUGUUUCUAUGCUUUCUUGGUCAUAUUGUUGAUCCUUGCUGAGGCGGGAGCUGCUGCAUUCAUUUUCUUUGACCAUAGCUGGAAAGAUGUAAUUCCAGUGGACAAGACACAUAACUUUGAUGUUAUGUAUGACUUUCUGAAGGAAAACUGGGAGAUUGCAAGAUGGGUUGCUCUUGGUGUUCUCAUAUUUGAGGCAUUGCUUUUUCUGUUAGCUCUGGUUGUAAGGGCAAUGAACAAACCCGCUGAGUAUGACAGUGAUGAUGAAAUCAUUGCAAUUGGCCGCACCCCUAGCAUCCGGCAGCCAUUGAUCCAUUCCCAAAAUGUUCCUGCCACUGGCGUUCCCGUCCCAACACUUGAUCAACGUGCAAGCAGAAUUGAUGUGUGGAGCCAAAGGAUGCGAGAGAAGUAUGGUCUGGACACAAGCCACUACACGUACAACCCUUCAGAUCCAAGCAGGUACCAACAAAAUGGUGCACCUCCGGCUGAGGAAAGGAGUCGUUGCACAAUAAUGUGAAAAAUUCGCCAUGAAGUUCUCCCAGACUAUGGAUUUUAUUUGAAUGAGGGCUGUCUCAGCUUGUGUGGUUUGGCCGUACACGUGUUGUUCAGAGUGGUGUAUGGAAUAGAGAGUCGCUACCUUAACCUCUACCCUGCCUGAUGUCUUCUCUACAAAUGCUCUAUGCACUUGUAAUUUUCUUGUGAAUGAAGAACAGUUAGCCAUUGAUAUCUUAUUUCAUUUUGCAUUCAUCGGGGUGUUUUCAUUUCCUCUGUAAUCUCCCUUCUACGUUCAGUUCCUAGUGUCGAGCAGCUCUGUUUAAUUCUACGCUGUACUCGUGUUUGUAAGAUUUGGUUGUGCUGUGAAGUAAGAUGAGUUAGUAGAAUCAGUUUUGCUGUGAAUA
This is a messenger RNA of Phragmites australis (common reed), 1408 nucleotides long. Its product is annotated as tobamovirus multiplication protein 2A. The transcript has 7 exons. Gene Ontology annotation, cellular component: membrane. The record is from RefSeq and is a predicted model, not a curated record. NCBI's taxonomy places the organism in Eukaryota, Viridiplantae, Streptophyta, Magnoliopsida, Poales, Poaceae. Bases 187 to 1026 code for a protein of 279 amino acids.